AGUUAUGGAAAGCUGCGCGUGCGCCGAGCAAGCAAGCAGUGAUCGAGAAGGCGCCGCGCCGAGCGGCUGGCGGACAUGAUUUACGCGCGAACGCAACGAUUGAGGUUACAAGCGAUAUCGUUAGCAAUCCUGCUAGCGAUCAUCGACCAGACACAGGCCUUCACACUCCGCUACGAGUACGUGAGGCCCCACGACCUGACUGCAGAGGAAAGCAGAGUUUCAGAAGUCAGACGAGAGUUGAAACGAGACAUCGUGGAGAAUAAGGAGUUCCAGGUUGCUCCCAUAGGCGUCGCGUUGCCACUGACGAUGACUACAGAAAGCAUAGCGGAAACCACAUUGAAUAACGAAGUUGUCACAAGCAAUAACGUGAAAGAGACAAACCAGAUUGAAACCACUACAAAUACAAAUGAGCAAGUUGAAAGUAAAGUUAUAGUUGAAGACAGUACGAGUGCAGCAGCUGAUAAUGAAGUAAAAAGUGCAAAGAACCUCAUCUCGAUGCUGAGCUCGGGGCUUGAGCGUAAAAAUAGUACUACUUUAACCCAAAUAGACACAACUACGGUUAUAACGGAAACUAUUACUACUGAAUCCUCAGUUAACAAAGAAAGUAACGAAUCUAAAAACACUGACGACAUUGUUUCCAUAGUUCAUACUACUACGCCCGAUGUUACUAUAUCAGAACCAACGAAUACAGCGGCUACUACAACUGAAUCAAAUAUCAUUGAAACGACACCUACAUGGAAAAAGUAUACUAAAAUUGAAAGAAAACAUGUCAAUGCUAAAGAAAACGUCGUACCAUUACGAACAGAGCGCAUAGGUGAUUCGAUUAACGCACAUACGACUGAAACUAGAGUUAGCCUCGAGAAGGCAUUCAAUUUGGCACCAGACAUACUAUCCCUGCAAGAACUGAAAACUCAUCUUUUGGAUGCAACAAACUCCGUACCAACUGAAGUUAAUUCUACGGAGAUAGUAUCAAAAAGAGCAGGAUACUUGAAUCACACAAAGACAGAAUUAGACGAUGUCAUUCCAACUACUGAAGUCGAAAUGGACGGAGGCUUGUACGAAAUGGACACGCAUGAAGAAAGCGAUUUUACACUUAAUAAGACGUCUCACAGUCAAAUGGCAGAUGACGCGUUGAAAGAAGAACUUUUAGCAGAGGCCAAUUUAGACGACAAGAAUCUUUUCACCUACACUCCGAAAAGCGACAGGUCUCAUGUUGAACUAAAUGAAAUCACUCCUUCUCCACAAAGUACACAAGAUAACCAACGAACUGAUGAUUACCUGACAGUUCGACCUAUAAGUAGUGAUAAAAAGAGUAUUUUAUACACGGUUAGCCCCAACUAUAAGCCUCUUAAGAAGAUAGAAGUCCAGCCUUCGAAACCUUUUGUGCGUGACCCUGAUGACAAUAGCUGGAGAAACGAAAGCCUCAGUUCACUAGGAAUAGUUUUCAAAGGAAAGAACUCAACCAAAGCCUUUUCAGAAGUUAUAAAGAACAAAACUGAAAUAGUGAUGAGUAACACUACGGAACCAGAGAAAGUAUUAACAAAAGUCGACUUGAGGGACAGGCUUGAGAAAAUUGCAGAGAAAAGGAAGAGGAAGAAGAAGAUUGAUAAAUACGGGAAUACGGAGUACGGUGAUUAUGAGGAAAAUAGCUCUGGUGAUACGCAUACGUCGAAAGAAAAACCUGAAAUUAAUUUGACAACUUUACCGACACCUCCGGAGUUAAUAAAUCCAGGUAUCAUAUUUGAGACCAAAAAAGAACUGCCCGACAAAUACUCUUCUAAAAACCCCAAAUUUACGCUUGAUUAUUACGAUGGGAAAGAUGAUGACGCAGACUACGCAACGUACCCUAACAUCGAUAUCUUAAAGUCUACACCGCGACCUAGAGUCCAAUGGCCGGUGACACAAAGGAUCUUAGACAAUACUCAUCAUAUCAGAACAUACUUGCCCGACAGGCAGCCUACCGUACAAUACUUUCCUCCGAGACCUAAAACACAUAAUGUCAAUAAAUUUCCAACUAUUGGACCUAUUGGACAUACCGCACAACAAAAUGAGCCAUUUGAAACGUACACUAAAAACGCCCCUCCGAAAUAUGUCACAGCUGACAAAAUUCAACACGUUGAAUACAGACCAGUGGGCGCUAACGAUGGCUUCAUGAUUCGACAUUACAAGGACCUCCUAGAAUCAGUAGCCAAGGAUAUGGAUUACGAUAAAAACGGCCCGUACCAGACACCGAUGUCCGACGAAGGUAAAUCAGUGAAAUCGGAGGAAUAUGACUACGGCCAGCGGAAGGAAGGAAUCAAUAAAUACGUGGAUUACCUCAAUCAGAAUCACGAACGAUUCAAGGCUGACUUUCCGGUGGUAUUUAACACUAGCAUAGUACAUGGUGCGGAAAGAGGAAAGGUGCUCGCUUCUUCCAGUGCUAUGUUUAAACGAUUAUACAAUGGAGCUCAAGCACAGGAAGCGUUCGCUUUUAGUAACAGGCCUUAUGAUCUGAACUGCGAUAAUGUUACCGUAGAAUUGUCUCCUGCGUAUGAGUUACAUUACUAUGUUCCAGAUCAAGAAGAAACAGGGGUGGGCCACACUUUGCCGUACGGCUAUAGAAAUUAAUUGCUUAUAAAUGUUAAUUUAGUCCGGUUUGGUUACUCUGGAAGUCUGAAAAUUUAAAA
This is a messenger RNA of Cydia amplana, 2666 nucleotides long. RefSeq lists its product as uncharacterized. The record is from RefSeq and is a predicted model, not a curated record. The transcript is spliced from 3 exons. The coding region runs from base 76 to 2607 and encodes 843 amino acids. Lineage: Eukaryota; Metazoa; Arthropoda; Insecta; Lepidoptera; Tortricidae.